This is a messenger RNA of Formica exsecta, 2386 nucleotides long. Its product is annotated as leukotriene A-4 hydrolase. Gene Ontology annotation, biological process: peptide catabolic process; proteolysis. Gene Ontology annotation, molecular function: epoxide hydrolase activity; zinc ion binding; aminopeptidase activity. Gene Ontology annotation, cellular component: cytosol. Lineage: Eukaryota; Metazoa; Arthropoda; Insecta; Hymenoptera; Formicidae. The record is from RefSeq and is a predicted model, not a curated record. The transcript has 10 exons. The coding region runs from base 407 to 2245 and encodes 612 amino acids.
UUGGUAAAGAGAAAAACAAAGAAAGAAGUCUAUAUAGAAGAUGUAUGUAUGUAUAUAACUGAAACGAAUGAGCCGAAUGAGUCCAUUGUAUUGAGUCAUCCAUGCGUUGCGUAUAAUAGUUUGAUUUGCUGAACGCAUAAAAUAAUUAUCCGGCACUCGUGAUUCGUGAUUUGCGAUCCGAUACUUUGUACUUUGUACCGGCAAACAGGUUGAUAUAAUAUCAAACAAGGAAAAAAAAAAGAUAGGAAAAAAAAAGCGGAAUUGCGGAAUACCCCAAAAAAAAAGAAAAAAAAACAAAUAUCUAUAGAAAAAAAACAAUAUACGAUAUCAAGUUUAUCUCGUUAGAGAGACUUCAAUUUGACCACAGUUAUCGAAAGGUAUUCGUCAAAGUUAAAACACUUUUGAAAUGGCUCUAAGUCCUGAAGAUCCGAGUUCUUAUGCAAGACCAGAUCUUGCAGUUGUAACUCAUACGCAUCUGGAAUUAAUUGUUGAUUUUGAUCGAAAAGUCCUUGAAGGCAAAGCAAUAUUGCAUAUAGAAAAAAAGACAUCUUCGGCUAAUGAAAUAAUUUUAGAUAACCGCAAACUUGUUAUAUCAAAUACCUCAAAUGCUGUUGAUGGAUCUGGUUUAGAACAUUCCAUAGAAGCUGAUGUUGAAUUUGGAAGUAAAUUGAUUGUUCAAUUACCGCAGACUGUUGGAGAUGAUAAUACUAAGUAUAAAAUUGAGAUUAUGUAUGAAACAUCUCCAGAUGCUACUUCAUUGCAAUGGCUAACAGCUGAGCAAACUGCUGGUGGUAUACAUCCUUAUCUAUUUUCUCAAUGUCAGGCUAUACAUGCUAGAUCCAUGUUUCCUUGCCAGGAUACACCAUCUGUCAAAUCUACAUACUCUGCUAAGAUCUCUAUAUCAAAAGAACUUACAGUUGUAAUGUCAGCACUUUUGGAUAGAGUAUCAGAAAAUUCAGACAAAAAAAUAUAUGAAUUCCAUCAGCCAGUACCGAUACCAUCCUAUUUGGUGGCUAUUGCUGUGGGUGCACUAGUGUCAAAACAGGUUGGUCCUAGAAGUAAAGUAUGGGCUGAAAAAGAAUUCAUUGAUCAAAGUGCAUAUGAGUUUGGAGAAACUGAAACAAUGCUGCAAUUUGCUGAACAAUUGUGUGGUCCUUAUGUUUGGGGCAUGUAUGACAUAUUAGUAUUACCACCGAGUUUCCCAUUUGGUGGAAUGGAGAAUCCUUGUCUGACAUUUGUGACGCCGACCAUACUUGCUGGAGAUCGUUCUUUAGCCAAUGUCAUUGCUCAUGAAAUUUCACACAGUUGGACAGGAAAUUUGGUUACAAAUGCAAACUUUGAACACUUUUGGUUGAACGAAGGUUUCACUAUGUUUGUGGAGAGGAAGAUUAAAGCAAAAAUGUUUAAUGAAAAAUUGAGACAAUUUGAAGCAUUGCAUGGUAUUGAAUGUUUGAGAGAAGAGAUUAAAAAUCUCGGCGAAACCAAUCAACUAACGAACUUGGUACCAAAUUUAAUCGGUGUCGAUCCUGAUGACGCGUUUUCGAUUGUGCCUUAUGAAAAAGGACAUACAUUCCUGUUUUAUCUGGAAGAGCUUUUAGGUGGACCAGAAGUGUUCGAACCAUUUCUAAAAUCUUAUUUGAAUACAUACAAGUACAAAAGUAUAAAGACUGAUAUAUGGAAGGAUUAUUUGUAUCAGUAUUUUUCGGAGAAAGUCGAGUUGCUAAAUUCUGUCGAUUGGGAUACAUGGUUUCAUAAACCAGGUAUGCCACUUGUGAUACCCGAUUACGAUAAAACUUUGACAACCGCGUGUACCGAGUUAGCAAAACGAUGGAUCCAAUGGGACGACAGUACUGCUUCACCUUUCGUCAAGUCGGAUAUAGAGAACUUGUCUCCUGGUCAAAAAGUAACAUUUUUAACCAAUCUAUAUAAAUCAUCUACUGCUUUAUCACUUGAUAAGAUACAAUUGAUGACAUCUACUUAUCAAUUGGACUUGGUGAAGAAUUCUGAAAUACGGUUUAUUUGGUUGCGCUUGUGUAUCAAAAGUCGAUGGGAGCCGAAAGUUUCCGACGCUUUGGACUUUGCCACUGAACAAGGACGCAUGAAAUUUGUUCGCCCCAUAUUUCGAGAUUUAUACGAGUGGCAAGAGAUGCGUCAGCGAGCAAUCGAUGUAUACUUGGAGAAGAAAAAUAGGAUGAUGUAUGUGACUGCACACAUGUUGAGAAAGGAUCUGCAUCUAAAUGAUUGAAAUGAAAUAAAUGGGAUGUUCUGUAAAAUAACACACGAUAUUAAUUUCUUAUAUAUAUGAUUAUGAGAAUACAUCACAAUAUUUCUUUUUAUUAUGUAAAUUGUAAAUAUAAAAAUUGAAAUAAAAUGUAAUUUGCUUGAA